This is a messenger RNA of Odontomachus brunneus, 4768 nucleotides long. RefSeq names its product galanin receptor type 3-like. The record is from RefSeq and is a predicted model, not a curated record. Gene Ontology annotation, cellular component: membrane. The transcript has 10 exons. Gene Ontology annotation, molecular function: G protein-coupled receptor activity. Gene Ontology annotation, biological process: G protein-coupled receptor signaling pathway. NCBI's taxonomy places the organism in Eukaryota, Metazoa, Arthropoda, Insecta, Hymenoptera, Formicidae. Bases 636 to 2663 code for a protein of 675 amino acids.
UCCAUAUCGGAGUGUCUCUCGCUUCGUUAUAUAAACUGGCGCGUCGAGUGGCCGUUCCGUUGUCGCCGGCGCGAAAAUAACGACACGGGGUUUUGCGUAGCGAGCUGGGGAUACGUGUGUAUCGUGAGCUGGAAACCAGUGUCGAUCGGGACAAUGUCUUGCAUAAUUGAAAACGUCGGGUUCACGAGGGGAAGAUUAUUGUGGGCAGCUGCGUCUUUUACGCACUUCUUGCGUUCACGACGUUACAUUAUGAGGAAAAGGCCACGGUUCCUGGUGUUUGCGAGAUCGGCGAAAAUACGCGAGAGAACUCGAGAGCGAAUUUUCGAAAAUAUCGAAGGUCAGAGAAGAAGCUUCAAUUAUAGACCUCACUAUAUUGCUGUGUUUUUAUAUCUUAAAAUAUUUAAAUUUAUUGUGAACGAGUGCACAUACUAUGAGGAACAAGUGAAGAGAAGCAAGUGUCUACUUCAAUACUUGUUAAAAGUUACAAUGGCCAUUAUGAUGUCGCAAACGAGGAUCCGGAGGCCCGACGAGACCGAACGAUUCACUUAAACGGCCGUCACCCGCUCUCUUCUCUCCCCUAAGAAGGAAUACCCAAGACAAAAAGAAAGAACACCAAACGCGCGGGAAGAGAAGGAAUGGGCCCUUGGGCCUUCGCCGUACCGGUCAUCCUCGUCUCAACUGUGGGCCUCCUUCUAAACGGUUGCGUUCUCCUCGUCGUUCUCUGUCUUGGUAAACAGACGCAGCAACAGCAAACGGCGAACACUUUGCUAUUGAUUCAUUUGGGCGCCGUGGAAACCGCGGUGUGCUUGAUAUUACUGAUUUUCACCACCGGCCUCUGGCCCGUAGCUGGCACGUGGUGCGUCCUUCACGGAUUCCUCUUAGCGCUUCUACAUCCCGUCGCCCUUUGGACCGUAACGGGAUUAAAUUGUGACAGGUAUUACGCGAUUGCCGCACCGCUGCAUUACGCCGCUUUGGUCUCUCCGCGUCGCGUGGCUGUUGGAUUGGCUGCUUCUUGGACAGGUGCUCUGCUUCUGUGCUUGCCGCCAUUCUCGGGUCUGGUGCCGCCUUAUAGGUAUAGUCCAGGACUGGGUUGUUGCGCCCCAGAUUUCGGGAACGGCAAUUGGGCCGCGGCGCUCUACGGCGCGGUUUACGCCAUCUUGGGGUUGGGCCUGCCAGCCGUCCUCGUGACGGUCUGCAAUUUACGGGUGCUGGGCAUAGCGCGGUACCAUCGGCAUCGUAUCGCCAGCGCGAUCUACGAGGUCACCCUAAGCGCCCAGGUGACCAUCACCCAUCAGCGUAAUCCGUUUUUCGUGCCGACCGUCACCGCACCCUCGGCCGGCGGGCCGCCGCGAUUUCACAGCGCCGCCAGCACGGUGAUGCAACUGGUCGGCUCCCUGUACCUACUCUACUUUCCUUACUGCGGACUUAUCCUCUGGGAGGCUUGCAGCGCGGCUAAUCAGCACCGUCUCCACGCGUACCCCAAGCUCGCCUCCUUGGCUUCGUUCCUCCUCGCGUGCUCGCCGCCCAUCAACUGCCUCCUCUACGGCCUGAAAUCGCAGACCCUGCGACGAUCCGUGCAGAAUUACUGGCGGAAAAAGGCGACCAAGUCGGAGCUGCAGCAGGAGAUACAGGCGAGAACGCCAAGCGUCGCGGGUUCCAGGCGGCCUUCCGGCAGCGGAAACACUUCCUUCUUCCCUUUUCCGCCCCUGCAACGAAGGCUCAGCGAGGCAUUAUUGGCUCUCGGUUCGUGCAGGAGCGGAGGUAGUUUCGGAAGCAAUAAUCUCGGGUUCCACCGCGGCAGAUUGCAGCCCGCCGCCUCGUGUAACACCCUCAGGGUGCCGGCCACUGAAUCAGGUGAGCCGAGCAAACUGGUGAGGGCGAGUGCGAGCGCCGCCAGUCUGAUGGGUCCUCAUUAUCGGAGCGACUUUAUCGGGGCGGAUUUGGACGCGGGAUGCUCCAUAGCUAUGUGCGAGACUCCAAGGCGGAGUCCGAGGAUUCUCAUAACGCGCGCGUACAGCGAGGAGAGCCAGGACGGAGGUAGUCCGCUCUUAAGGAAACCCUUCGCCUCCAAUACGAAUCCGCCGCCGUGCGAAAAACGCCGAUGGAGACACUGCAGCACCGGCAGCGAGAGCAGCACGGGCAGCAGCGACGCCAGCGUGUGGACCACCGGUGUGCCACCCAAGUACGUCAAGGGCAACGCGAAGAGCACGGACGGCUGGUCGUCGUCGCGGCGAUACGUACGCGGUAAAAAUCUGGAGGAAGGCGCGCUCGCGACAGUAUCCAGGCCGAACAACAACAGCGAGAGCAGCGAUACCACGGAUACGACAGCCACAACUACGACCACCACGCUGCUCAAGUCCCUCGCCGUGGAAAAUAGCGGGCAAAACUGCAGGGAGAAUGAGAAGGUGAACGGCAACAUGAAGAAGGCGGAAUACAGUGAGAGCGAGAGCAGCUGGAGCAGCGUCGAGGAGAUCGAAACCAAGGCGAUAACCGAGAGGAAUGACGAGGACGAGGACGAACUCGCGGGAUCGAUGGAUGAGCCACGGACGAGAACUCCGCGACGAAAGUCGAAGAGCAUCUCUUCUGGCAAUCACGAGGCCGAAGUUCCCGAGGACCGGGAAGAAGCCGCGCAGCUGAGACCUCUCCUGACUCCAUCCUCCUAAGCUCACCUCCCAAACGUAUUUACCUUUGGCUAAUCCGCUCGUGUCCCGGAUAAAAUGAGAUUUCGCCGUGUGUACUUAAGCAACACUGAUAUUCACGACGCUAUAAGGGAGUCUCGCGAAUCAGGGGAGCAAGAGAACACCCCUCGUGACGCAUACAUCUGAUGAGUUUGCAUAAAUAAAGAGUCGACUCUGGUCAAUUGCAAGCAAAUUAUUUUCAUAACUCGCGUGUAUCGACAUCGGGGGAGCAGAGCAGAGGAAAGUAUUCGCUGGUACCUGGUAACCUGUCCGUGAGAGCGUACGUUUUAUGCACCACGGAACACAACUCUGAUCCUUUCUCGCGCGCUCCGAGAUGCCAAGAGUUAAACGAGUAUUCGGCGCAUCUAUUACGCUCGACAUCGAUAUAUAUCGACAUAUCCUGAAAUUAUAUUUUUGUACUUUUACUCUCUGCAACACAUCGCGCGACUGUGAAUGGCGACGCGCCCCUCCCUCGCAGACAAGGAACGAGAAACAAAACCAAUUUGAUAGAUAAUACACCACCGGCGAACUAAUCUUUCGGCCAGUUUGCUCUCGCUUGUCCCUAACCCCCCGUGAAAUGAGAUGGGAAUUAAUUGCCGGCCGGAAGGUUUCGGUCCAACAUUCGUCCUUAAUUUGCCGAAACGAGUUACAGAAACUCGUGGCGGGACAGAACAAUGGAAGUCGGACACCCGGGAAAGUUCUUUUGAUAGAAUGCGGUAACAAUGUCGAGUCAAAGGUGGCAACUCCGCGGAAUGUUCGGAGGUAAGCUCAUCAUCAUCGACCGCGGAGUUCUCGACCGCCAGCGUUUACGGAGGAACAAUCUCUCGCGUUUUUCUCUGUCGCCAAGUUUCGCUCAGUAGUUAACCGUGUCGCAUUUCUCGACGUAAAUUCCAUGGCUCCCUCAUGACUGACGCGUCUACGCGCGUCUACUUAUUAGCGAUAUAUAGACGCAGCAAGAGAGCAGCGAUUAGGCGUUGUAGCGUAACGCAUAAGCAACUUGUUGGAAUUGACGCUCCAAAACUCGCGUAGGGCAUAUAUGUGCGUACAAAUCAGAUGUAUAAUCAGAUAUCUCAACGUUACCUGGUCGUUUUACGAUUAUUACGCGCUACGGCAGGAAUACCUUUGUUGCGACGAGAGAGUAUCGUUAGAGGACAAUUGCUGCAAGAGUCGGGUCCGUAUUCGCGCAUCUUGCUUGAGACCAGUCUUGCUGAGGAGGUCAUUUAUUUUUCUUUUUCCAAAUAGCUCGUUAUCGUUAUCGUAAAUAAAGGAAAGAACAAGUUAUUAAAAAUAAUAACUUAUUGUUUCUUUUAUUUACGAUAACGAUAACAAGUUAUCACUAAGUCGUUAGCAAGUUAUUACUGAAAAGAAAUAACUUGUAACGGUAACGACGUUUAUUUCCGUUUAGUCUUGUUCAAAAUUGAUAUACCUGUGUAUACCAUCUGUGCACACGAACUCUAGUCAUUCCGAUCGUUUAAUUUAUUGAUAAUUCCAUCAAUAUGUAUAAUUUAGAUAAUAUUGUGUUCUCCUUAUCUAUGGCGACAGAUUGCAGAAGUCGUCGAGUUGUAAUUGACGCUACUCGUGGCGUGAGUACGGAUCUGUGUGCGUGUGCAUAUGUGUGUGUGUGUGUGUGUGUGUGUGUGUGUAUGUGUACGUGUCAGAGUAUAUUUAAUUUAUAUAACGUCGUUGUUAAACAUAUAUCGUUACAGCUGAUGCAACACUUUAUUAUCGUACGUACGAGACCAUUGAUCGUUUCCACGCGUAUGUCACAACGUCCAUGUAAUUCUCGAAUAUGAGAUAGCAUCGCUUAAUCACGAGAUAAAGAGAGAGAGAAAGAGAGAGAGAGAGAGAGAGAAAGAGAGAGAAAGAGAAAGAGAGAGAAAGAGACGAAGGGAACAAUCGGGCUGCCCGUUAAUUCGAAAUCGUCAAUUAAGAUCGUACGCGGCGCAGUUCGGGUGCCAUUGAGGAUAAUAAUUGCGUGUCCUUCGAUCAUUGUCGACGACGACGAAAUUUCAGGAACUUUGUCGGGUGCAGGUGUUGUAUCGAUGUUAAUAAUAUUAUCAAGAGUUGCGAAAUAAAAAAUGAUAUCUGAA